GGAAAAGUAGCGGGCACACUUUACUUCACAUUCGAUACUAUCUUUUUGUUUUCAUUCAACGAAUUCCCUGUAAACCUAACGAAAAAGGGUCAAAAUUCAAGAUAAAUUUUGGGCUGAAUUUCGGUUGAAGCAGAUCUGGUUUGCCAAGCAUAAUGCCCGCGGUUGAGGAGACUCAAAUAACUAAGUAUCUAUCAAAGUAUAAAUAUGUGGGUGCCACCAAGAAGGAUGUGGUUGAUGUGGUCACAUCGUAUCGCAGCCUGACCUACGACCUGCAGCGAUUCGUAUUCAACGAUGGCAGCUCCAAGGAAUUGUUCACCAUCCAGGGCACUAUUCCCGUGGUUUACAAAAAUAACACCUACUACAUUCCCAUUUGUAUAUGGUUAAUGGACACUCAUCCGCAGAAUGCACCCAUGUGCUUUGUCAAGCCCACGCCCACCAUGCAGAUAAAGGUCUCCAUGUAUGUGGAUCACAAUGGAAAGGUCUAUCUGCCCUAUCUUCACGACUGGCAGCCGCACAGCUCCGACCUUCUGUCGCUCAUUCAGGUGAUGAUCGUCACCUUUGGAGAUCAUCCGCCGGUGUACUCAAAGCCCAAGGAGCAAAUCGCUGCGCCAUAUCCCACAAACUCCUAUAUGCCUCAGCCAGGAGGUCCCGGUGGCAGCAAUUCUUUUUUGCCUUAUCCCACAGCUGGCGGAGCCGGUGGCAGCACCUUUCCGCCGUAUCCAACCGGCUCCAAUUUCGGCCCGUAUCCACCGGCCGGCGCUGGUCCAGCUGGGCCAUCCGGCUAUCCGCCCUACAUGAAUUUUCCACAGCCAGCGGGCGGUGGCUAUUCACCAGCAGCAGUAUAUAACCCUUCUAAUCCUAGCUCCACGGGAACUAUUACCGAGGAACACAUAAAAGCAUCACUUAUCAGCGCUGUGGAGGACAAGCUGCGUCGUCGCAUCCAAGAGAAAGUCAAUCAGUAUCAUGCCGAGAUCGAGACGCUCAAUCGCACCAAGCAGGAGCUGGUCGAGGGAAGUGCCAAGAUCGAUGCCAUCAUAUCACGUCUUGAACGUGAACAGGUUGAUCUGCAGAAGAAUAUCAGUGUUUUGAAAGACAAGGAACAGGAGCUGGAAAAAAGCAUUGAAACACUGGAGAGCGCUGAGGCCAUUGACCCUGACGAGGCGGUGACUACCACAGCGCCCCUAUACCGACAAUUACUCAAUGCCUAUGCUGACGAGGCAGCCACCGAAGAUGCCAUCUAUUACCUGGGUGAAGGGCUCCGUGGAGGCGUCAUCGACCUGGAAACCUUCCUCAAGCAUGUGCGCCAACUUUCCCGAAAACAGUUUAUUCUGCGGGCCACCAUGCAAAAGUGCCGACAAAAGGCCGGACUGGCCGGAUAGAACAGUCAUGAUUUCAAAUGUUGAUUUCUUAUUCGACGGAGUGUGUGCACGUGUAGACGAUUUAUAUGUUAGGAGAAUAUAUAUUCGAUAUUGUUUUAAGCGCAAAUUGAAUCUUUGAAAAUGAAAUUACAAUAAACCUUAAUUAAAAGAAGGCUUCAUUUACGUUCACGCCCACGA
Messenger RNA from Drosophila eugracilis, 1556 nucleotides. RefSeq names its product tumor susceptibility gene 101 protein (gene TSG101). Lineage: Eukaryota; Metazoa; Arthropoda; Insecta; Diptera; Drosophilidae. Gene Ontology annotation, cellular component: ESCRT I complex. Bases 153 to 1379 code for a protein of 408 amino acids. The record is from RefSeq and is a predicted model, not a curated record. Gene Ontology annotation, biological process: protein transport; protein modification process; endosome to lysosome transport. Gene Ontology annotation, molecular function: ubiquitin binding. The transcript has 7 exons.